AUGGCGCGUCAUUGAAGAGAGACGAUGAUGGCGGCGGUCGGUGCACCAGAAGUGAUCACACAGCUGGAAAGCGCUGCCAAAGUUUUAAUGGCACCACCGUCCAUGGUCAGCACAGAACAGAGGCAGCAUGCUGAGCACAUAUUCCUCUCCUUCAGGAAGUCCAAAUCCCCUUUUGCUGUUUGCAAGCACAUCCUAGAGACCAGUAAGGUGGACUAUGUGCUGUUCGAGGCAGCCACAGCCAUCAUGGAGGCUGUGGUGCGGGAAUGGAUCCUGCUGGAGAAGACCAGUAUCGAGUCUCUGCGAACAUUCCUCCUCACCUAUGUCUUACAGAGACCAAAUUUACAGAAAUAUGUGCGUGAGCAAAUUCUGCUUGCUGUAGCAGUCAUAGUGAAAAGGGGCUCCUUGGACAAGUCCAUCAACUGUAAGGGCAUCUUCCACGAGGUCGGCCAGCUCAUCAGUAGCGGCAAUCCUACAGUGCAGACGCUGGCCUGUUCUAUCCUGACUGCUCUACUCAGCGAGUUCUCCAGCUCCAGUAAGACCAGCAGUAUCGGCCUCAGCAUGGAGUUUCAUGGCAGCUGCAAGCGGCUCUUCCAGGAGGAGGACCUCCGUCAGAUCUUUAUGCUGACCAUGGAGGUGCUUCAGGAGUUCAGUCGCCGGGAGAACCUCAAUGCCCAGAUGUCCUCUGUGUUCCAGCGCUACCUGGCCCUGGCCAACCAGGUCCUAAGCUGGAACUUCCUGCCCCCUAAUCUGGGGCGCCACUACAUCGCCAUGUUCGAGUCCACGCAGAACGUGACUCUCAAGCCCACAGAGUCCUGGAGAGAGGCCCUGCUGGACACCCGCGUCAUGGACCUGUUUUUCACUGUGCACGGGAAGAUUCGGGAGGACUCUGACAUGGCUCAGGAUUCCCUCCAGUGCCUGGCCCAGCUGGCCUCCAUGCAUGGGCCCAUCUUCCCCGAUGAGAGCGCCCAAGUCUCCUACCUCGCCCACCUGGUGGAGGGCCUGCUCACCAUGAUCAAUGGUAUUGAGAUCGAGGACUCUGAGGCUGUGGGCAUCUCCAACAUCAUUUCCAAUAUGAUCACCAUGUUCCCCCGUAGCACCCUUACAGCAUUGCCUAGCGACCUCUUUACCUCUUUCAUCAACUGCCUCACACUGCUCACCUGCUCCUUCGGACGCAGUGCCGCCCUCGAGGAGGUGCUGGAUAAAGAUGACAUGGUGUACAUGGAAGCCUAUGACAAGCUCCUGGAGUCAUGGCUGACGCUGGUCCAGGAUGAAGAGCAUUUCCCACGCGGCUGCUUUGUUCAGCCAGCCGUCCAGGUCUUCAACUCCUACAUCCAGUGUCACCUGGCUGCACCUGAUGGCACACGUAACCUGUCAGUAAAUGGGGUAGCGUCUCACGAAGAGGAGGAGAUUAAUGAGCUGCAGGAGGACGACAGAGAACUAUUUUCAGACCAACUGGCCAGCAUAGGCAUGUUGGGACGUGUGGCCGCCGACCACUGUAUCCCCCUGCUCACAAGCCUGUUGGAAGACCGAGUGACGCGACUCCACGGCCAGCUCCAGAGAACCCAGCAGCACCUCAUGGCCUCAUCGGACCUUGGCUCAGUGGACCGCAAAGUCUUAGACGACCUCUAUGAAGAUAUCCACUGGCUCAUACUGGUCUCAGGCUAUCUGUUAGCGGACGACCCACAAGGCGAGACCCCCCUGAUCCCAUCAGAGGUGAUGGAGUUCUCUAUCAAACAUUCGACCGAGGUGGACAUCAACACCACGCUGCAGAUCUUGGGCUCACCGGGAGAAAAGGCCUCCUCCAUACCUGGCUGCAACCGCACUGACUCUGUCAUCAGGUUACUUUCAGCAGUGCUGCGGACAUCGGAGGUGGAAUCUCGGGCGACCAGGGCCAGCCUGACAGAGUUGCUCAGCCCUCAGAUGGGGAAGGACAUCGUCUGGUUCCUUAGACGCUGGGCCAAGACGUACCUGCUGGUGGACGAGAAACUCUAUGAACAGAUCAGCAUUCCGCUGAGCACUGCAUUUGGUGCUGAUACAGAGGGGGCUCAGUGGAUUGUAGGAUACCUUUUGGAGAAGGUGAUCAGCAAUCUGUCUGUUUGGAGUUCAGAAACAGACCUGGCCAAUGACACAGUGGAUCUUCUUGUGACACUGGUGGAGAAGAGGGAGAGGGCAAACAUUGUGGUGCAGUGUGAGAAUUGGUGGAAUCUGGCCAAGCAGUUUGCCAGCCGCAGCCCGCCCCUCCACCUACUGUCCAGCUCCGUCCAGCGGAGCCUGAUGAAGGCCCUGGUCCUGGGGGGCUUCGCACACAUGGAUUCGGACACCAAGCAGCAAUAUUGGGCUGAGGUGCUGCACCCUCUUCAACAGCGCUUCCUCAACCUGAUCAACCAGGAAAACUUCGCCCAGAUCAGCCAGGAGGAAGCCGUCAAACAGGAAAUUGUAGCCACAUUGGAAGCGUUGUGCGGCAUUGCUGAGGCAACACAGAUCGACAACGUGGCCUCGCUCUUCUCCUUCCUCAUGGACUUUCUGUCCAGCUGUAUCGGCCUCAUGGAGGUUUACCACAACACACCAGAGACCAUCAACCUCAUUAUUGAAGUGUUUGUGGAGGUGGCCCAUAAACAGAUCUGCUACCUUGGAGAGACUAAGUCCAUGAAACUGUACGAGGCAUGCCUGACGCUGCUUCAGGUUUACUCCAAAAACAACCUGGGAAGGAAGCGCAGCGACGCCACAGCCGAAGAGGAUCAGUACCAGGACCUGCUGCUUAUCAUGGAACUGCUCACCAACCUGCUGUCCAAAGAGUUCAUUGACUUCAGCGACACUGACGAGGUGUUCCGGGGGCAGGAGCAGGGCACCCCAGCCUCCAGUCGGACCGUAUCUGCAGCAGACGUGGUUCUCUAUGGGGUCAACAUCGUCCUCCCCCUCAUGUCUCAGGACCUGCUCAAGUUCCCAUCUCUCUGUAACCAGUACUACAAACUCAUCACCUUCAUCUGCGAGAUCUUUCCGGAAAAGAUCCCUCAGCUUCCUGAAGACCUCUUCAAGAGCCUGAUGUUCUCCUUAGAACUGGGAAUGACCUCGAUGAGCGCUGAGAUCAGCCAGCUAUGUUUGGAGGCCUUGUCCCCGCUGGCUGAGCAGUGCGCCAAGAACCAGGACAAGGACACGCCCCUCUUCAUGGCUACACGGCACUUCCUCAAGUUGGUGUUUGACAUGCUGGUCCUGCAAAAACACAACACAGAGAUGACUGUGGCAGCUGGAGAAGCCCUGUACACACUAGUAUGCCUGCACCAAGCAGAGUAUUCAGAGCUGGUGGAGACCCUGCUCUCCACACAGAGGGACGCAGUCAUCUACCAACGCCUAGCUGAUGCCUUCAACAAGCUGACGGCCAGCAGCACACCUCCCACCAUGGACCGCAAGCAGAAAGUCGCCUUCCUCAAGAGCCUUGAGGAGUUUGUGGCCAAUGUGGGAGGCCUACUCUGUGUCAAAUAACCACUGGAAACUUGUCUCAUCAUCCUCCGCUCGUUGUUUUUGUUUUUUUCUUUUUGACAAGCAACCCCUAACCUGCCUCAAAAAAACUGAGUAGAAAAAAUGACGCAAUGCCUCGAGGCGCCGGUAGUGGUCUCGAAAAGCAUUGUCUCUCUACCACUAGGGGGGACCCCUUAUUGAUCUUCUAUUUGGCCCCCUUUAUGACCCACACGUGUUUUUCUCCCCAGCCUUCUCCUUGCCCCGCCCCCACCCAAACUACUAGCCUAUCCACACAGACAGACAUCAGUCUAACUUGCUGAGUGACCUACAGCAAAUCUACAGGGCAGAUGGACUCUUAAUAGGAACCUGCCCCACCAGACAGACUGACAAGAGUGCCAGCGAUGGGAGGAUGAGCUGAUGGUGAUCAUGUAAAUGUCAACCUCUCUCAUUACCUCUCACCUCUCUGGAGGUUCCUAGAGAAUGCACACGCAAAGGGGUCGGGGUUCAUUUAGAGACAAGAAGAAGGGGGUGUGAGUCGUCAACCAUGCUAAUGAUUUGGCCACAGAGUUUUCUCUCUUCUCUUAUCCAGCUACUGUUUACUUUUCCCUAUGGAAGGGCGCAGAUGUAGUUGGAAGGAGGAGGGGCAGUUUUGUCCCAAAAGCACCUCAGUGCCCCUCCUCCUCCUCAGAUUGCCCCUCUUUUUUACCUUAGCCCCACCACUACACAUGUGCACACAUACAAACACCUCACCCCAGCUGUAACCCUUCCUGGAGUGCCUUUGUUUUUCUCGAUUGUUCAGUGUGUGUCAACUCCCGUUCUGUACACGCGGCGAGCUGAAACAUGUCUUACUUACGGUGACUUUUGUGCCUGCAGUGCACCAAGUUUUUGGUGGAUGCACACACAUACAAAAAGUUGCCAUGACGGCAAAAGAUUGGCCCACUUGGCUUUUCUGGCAGGGGGGGGUGAUGAAUCAGCACGGGAGGGCAUUUGUUGCUGAUGAAAGAAACCAAAUCAGAUUGUGCUCAUUAAAGGGUGUAUAUAUGUUUUCAUGAACAAUGGGAAAAGUCUGUUUGAAAAAUAAUCAGACAUGACUGAAGUUUUUAUAUAAUAGAUGGCGGGAGAAAUUAACAUUUUAUGAAUUCUUCUUGAAAAGGGGGGAAUUUUCUAAAUGUGGACUUUUUGUUGUGUUUUGAUUUUUUUUUCUUCUUGCUUUCUGGAUUGUGCGACACCCCACCCCCAAGUAUGGUUUAAUCUGACUGCUAAGCAAUGGGACACAAUGGAAGGCGCCUCUAAAGUAAAGCCAAAAAAGGAAUGGAAGAUUUAGCAAACAUUUUAGCUAUAUUUUUCUACAUCACAUCCACUCAACACUUCAAGACACUGGAUUGAAGCAGAGACCCUAAGUUUAAGGACAGCAAUAACAAACCAAAAAAAGGAGCAGAGCCACUUACUGAAGCAUUAUGUUGGAGACACUCACUUACCUCCCUGUUCAUAGCACUAUCCUGGUUAGUUUAGAAUGGCUGAAUGAUUUGUUAAUGAAGUGUAAAAGUGUACAUAAACUUAUUGUAUAAAAUGUUCUGGCCUCUGCUUUUUUCUUUGUUUGUGGUCUGCUGUAAUGUCUUUUCUCUA
Molecule: messenger RNA, 5082 nt
Organism: Lampris incognitus (smalleye Pacific opah)
Lineage: Eukaryota; Metazoa; Chordata; Actinopteri; Lampriformes; Lampridae
Gene: xpo4
Product: exportin 4
Exons: 24
Biological process (GO): protein export from nucleus
Cellular component (GO): nuclear pore; cytoplasm
Molecular function (GO): nuclear export signal receptor activity
Source: RefSeq, a predicted model, not a curated record